AUCCAAGUGUUUCAAUUCAAUUCAAACUUAUUUUGCAGUCAGUAGAGGAAGUUGUAGCUGGCCUUAAGGUAACUACUAACUACAGAGUACUUGUUUUCGAAAUACCAAGUUAUAUUACUACUUACUUCCUCCGUCUCUUAUUACUCGCACCGUUUUGACUGAACACGUUUGUCAAUGCACAACUUUGACCACCAAUAUCUUUAACUAUAUAUUAUAAAAAUUUAUAAAAUUAUUAAUAUUUUGAAAAUAUAUAUGAAAAUGAAUCCAACAAUAUAUUAUAUACCAAUAUUUAUUUUCAUAUACUAAAAAUAAUAGGGUCAAAGUGAUUUAUGUGUAUAAAAAGUCAAAACGGUUCGAGUAUUAAGGGACAGAGGGAUUACUAUAUAUGAUGUUUAACAAUGUUAAUUUACAACAACUUCUCCGUAAUAAAUAAAGAUGCAUGAUUACAUUACCUCAUUUAUAAUUGUUUUCCAAAUUCUAUUUCCGUUCCUAUAUUUAUAAUUUAUAAUUUAUAAUUUAUAAUACAAGUACGUAGUAUAUAACAUCAAAAUACUAUACUAACCCUUUACGUACCCUUGCUAUCAUCGUCAUCAUCAUCGUCAUAUAUUGGGGUGGGAAAGAAAAAGAAAACAGAUGCAGCUGAUGACGUAGCUUCUACUGGGUUUGAGGUAGCCAAUUAACUUUUUAUUCUUGAAUUUCUUGGCACCUAAAUAUAUGUCUACUUUUUGUUACAUCCUUAUUCUUGAUUACAGAGUUGUAGGAACAUAUAGAUGCAUAAAGCGGAAUUUCAAGAAACAAUUUCCUAACAUCUAUCACAGGAUCACAUGCAUAACAAUAAUAUAGAUCAGAUUAAGUCGAAAGAAUAAUCACCUUUGUAGCGUGUUCUCCCGUUCGUAUGCAAGCUUCAAAGAUCUUAGAGCCCCACUUGUUGCUCCUCUACUUAGUCCACAAGCACCAAUUGAAUUCCACGUAUGCUAGUACGAGCAUACGGAAGAGAACGAUCACGAUCAAUCUCUUGCUUUGUUUGGGAAGAACGAUGUUUCAGAGAAAUAGAAUUAGGGUUUUGUGUUUUCCUUUUUGUCAGAUAUUGAAUGAACGUGAUUUCUGAAUCCCUGACAUUAUAACUAUUAUAAUGUGAGAGUUUUAGGUUAACACAAAACCUUGUAGGUCCAAUCAAUAUUAUCCUACUAAUCACAUUUAUUCUCUAGCAAGCAAAUAUGAUUACUAAAAUAAUUAACUUAUUAUCUUCAUAAUUAAUUCCUAUUUGUAUUUAGUAAUUGCCGAAAAUGUCUAAGGACAUAAUUCCUUCAAGAGUGUAGAACAACUUCUUGAUGCAGAAGAAGAAGACGAUGAGGUUAAAGUUUAAUUAUAUUUGGAUGAUUUAUGUUUCAAUUUCAUUAAAUUUGAGAAUGCAGGAGGAAGCUGGAGAAAUAGGUAAAGUUAGUGAAGAGGGACAGCACGUGAGCUAUGGAUAUCAUAUGGUCCGUGGUAAAAUGGGACAUGGGAUGGAAGACUAUGUUUUUGCUGAGAAUAGAAAUAUUGGCGGCAAUGAUUUAGGCUUAUAUGCAAUUUUUGAUGGCCAUGCUGGUCGUCAUGCUGCUCAAUAUUUACAACAUCAUCUCUUCAAUAACAUUUUGAAUCAAGCUGAUUUCUGGGAAGAUCCUGAAGCAGCUAUCAAGAGAGCAUACAAAGAAACAGAUGAAGAGAUUUUAGAGAAAGUGGUAAGUUCAAGAGGUGGAUCUACAGCAGUUACUGCUAUCGUGAUCAACAGGAAGAAACUCAUUGUUGCAAAUGUUGGUGACUCGCGUGGGAUAUUAUGCAAAAAACGAGUUAUAGAACAGAUUACAGUUGAUGAUGAACCAGACAAGGAAAAAGAAAAAGAGCUUGUGGAAGAAAGGGGUGGUUUCAUAUCCCAAAGACCAGGGAAUGUUCCUCGUGUGGAUGGUGUGCUGGCAAUGACAAGGGCAUUUGGUGAUGGAAGACUCAAACAACAUAUUUCUUGUGAGCCUCAUGUAAGGAUCCAGACUGUGGGUGCAGAUGCUAAGUUUAUUGUACUUGCAAGUGAUGGAAUCUGGAAAGUUAUGUCAAAUGAAGAGGUUUGUGAUUGUAUCAGAGAACUCGAUGAUCCCCAAGGAGCAGCAGAGCAGCUGGUGAAAGAGGCGUUACAAAGAAGAUGCCCUGAUGAUAUAUCAUGUGUUGUUGUUAUGUUCCAUGAUUGAUUUUCAUUUUACACCAACCAUUAGCCUACUUUUCUUUCUCUUUUUCUACGGAUUUUUCAUGAAAUACCCCUCAAUUUUCACGAAAUUCACCAAAUGCCCCUCACAAAUGACCUAAUACCCUAACUACUCUUACACUUAACGGACGUUAAGUCUCCGUUAGCACGACUUUACUAAUUUGCCCUUAUUUUGCUUUUGGGAGCCUUAACCUUUCCCUACCACUGCUGACUGCUACUCUCUUAAUUAAGUGCAUCCUCAACUGCUCCUCUCUCUCUCCCCCUUGUUCUUCCUCAUUCAUCAACCUUAUCUGCAUCCAUUAAUCACCGGAAAACACCCAAAAACUUCUGAAUAUUUUUGAUAAAUUCGGCAGUCCGGUCUUCAAUUAUUCCUCAAAGCAAAAUCAAUUCAUUUGAAACCCAAAUCCAACAACAAACUUCUGUAAAACCCAUCUUUAAUCCCCCUAUUUGCUUCAGAAAUUAUUUUAUGAUUCAUGGCGAUUUUCUUGGGGGUUUCAGGAAUUGCGGUUGGAGGCUCAGAAAUGGGUUUAGGGGUGACAAGAGGAGUGAGGAAGACGGUGUAUGGGCCGAUCUUACCUAUCGACGGUGGCGGAUGCGGUGGAUUUGUUGGGUCUUUAGUGUUGGCCAUUUCCCGGUCUUACCUAUUCACAAUGGUGAGAUGGUGGUCGAUCUUACAAUUGCUGAAUCCCAAUUUUUACUUCUUAUUUCACAAAUCUGAACAACAUUUGAACUAGGAGCAUGUAAAUUAAGACCUUCCCAUUUUUUGGCUUUUGGUUCCUUGCACAACUCGAGGAAACUAUGGAUAAAUAGGAUUGAAUCUACAGGUGUACUUUAAUUUGCAACGGAAAGAUUUUAGUUGUGUAUUUAGUUUUAGGAGCAUAAAUGAAUUUUUAUUUAGUCUGUAGGUACUUUGAUCAAGAUCCUGACUCAUGGGUCUUGACAAUUUUUUUUUAUUUAAUAAUUUGUUCCUUUUAUUCCAUUAAUCAAAGUCACACUAGCAUU
Spinacia oleracea (spinach) is the source of this 3235-nucleotide messenger RNA. RefSeq names its product probable protein phosphatase 2C 28. NCBI's taxonomy places the organism in Eukaryota, Viridiplantae, Streptophyta, Magnoliopsida, Caryophyllales, Amaranthaceae. The coding region runs from base 1332 to 2219 and encodes 295 amino acids. Gene Ontology annotation, biological process: protein dephosphorylation. The transcript is spliced from 3 exons. The record is from RefSeq and is a predicted model, not a curated record. Gene Ontology annotation, molecular function: protein serine/threonine phosphatase activity; cation binding.